AGACGGAGACAAGAUGUUCAAUGUUGCUUGCGCUUCUGUAGUUUAUACGUUUAGAAGCACUUCGAGCUAUUAUAAAGGGGAGAUAGGUUGCAGUUUGAUGCGCCUAAUUGAUAGUCAUGGUAGAAAACGUAGAAACAGAUCAGACGCUGAUAGCGAACGGCCUGCGAGAGCUUCUAUUUAAUCUGAAGCCAGUUACAGAUGGCGCAAUCACAAUGGAAAGUUUGGAAGAUGAUAUCCUGAACUUAGAACAAACGGACGAAAAUUUUCACAAGUACAUCUUAGUGAAACACAUCAGAGAAAGGAUAGACAAGUCACUCGGUGCUACAGCUAAUCUUCACUUGAACCAGAUUGUUAAAGCUAAUGAAUUGCCUGGUGACCAAAGCACAUUGCUUGCCGACAUCACGGAUGAAAUCAUGAAAUCACCAAGGUACGAGUUGUUAACUGAUACUCUGAAGACGAACGUAUUUGAGGCUGUCAAGCAAAUAUUAGAUGAAGGAGUUACUUCUAUAGACACCUACAGCAGUAGCAAUGAGCCGAGAUGUCUUACACCUUUCACUAGCAUGGUGUACAGAUCAUUCAAUGAUGAUACUUCUUCUGUUGGUAGCAACUCAUUGCAACAGAGCCUCCUGUUUUUAAAUCCUGAGCAGUAUAUUUAUCUUGCUGAUAAUAUGAGCCCAUCAAAACCACUUAAGGUGAGACUGGAUGCGGUGCAAACCUUGUAUCGUAUCCCUGCGAACGAGGUUGUUCCCAGUGAUCACUGGAGCAAGUACAAGGCUCAUCUUCUGGACAUGUUGUGCGAUCCCCAUCAAGAAUUAUUUUACUGGGCCCUGAAGGUUCAUGCCAAGAUGUUUGUGGUAACGGCACCUCAUGUAAACCGAGAAAUUUACACAAAUCUAGUAGAGUAUAUUGCACUGCAGUUUUCCUCAAAGACCAGGUCAAUCCCAUCUUUGCACCGUGGCAUAGAUGCCAGCAAGAAACAGAACUCGCACCUGCUGCUUGCUGUUCGGCUGCUUAAUGACUUUCAGCAACAACUCCCUCUUUACUGGCUUCGUUUCUCUGACCGAUUUUUACAGGACUACAUAGAAGGGGCUACCUCACUUCUUGCAAUUUCCAGUGUAAAAGACAGCCUUUGCCCUUUACAUUAUAUGGCCUUGGUUGAUCCCCAUGCUUCUUGGUUCAAGAAAUGGAUGCAUUCAGAAUAUAGCCGGUGUGUAGUCCUGGAACAUUUAGAGAAGUAUCCUCACCUGCUUAUGAAGUCUGUGGACUGUCUUCUGGCUUAUGCUGCCAAUCAUGAAGGAACACAAACCUUGACUCCCACUGAAACGACUACAUCUCACUUGCCUGGGGCUCACAUUCAGCAAAGAUCAGCCCCCGCUGGUGAUGCAAUAGCUGCAGGUGUCGUCUAUAAAGAAGCCGCUGUGAAGUUCCUGCUAGCUUUGCACUCCAUGCAGCUGGUCGGUGAAUUGCUGCGCUAUGGGACGUCUAGGUCCCUAUUCAUACAGUUACAGCCUGGAGGCGUUUCUCUUACCGACGUCAUAGUUGCAUUUACCAGCAUUAUGUUAGCCCCGGACAGCACUGAGAUUGGUGAGUUCUCGGCAGCUGCAGUGGCGAGGGCAAUCUUGGAGAGGAUUGCAGCUCAGAACGUCGGAUCUCACCUACUGUGCAGGUUCGCUGUCAUGCAGAGAUUACUGAAUCCACUCAUUCAAGCUUUUCACAGUCCAGAGCAGUCUAUUGGCACAGCAGACACAGUACACCAGCAGGCUAUUUUGAAUGCUGGCUGUGUGCUACACUCACUGGCUUCAUCUAAGGAAGGAAAGCACUACCUGCUGUACGGAAAAGUUGGAAAAUGCUGCAAAGCCUCUUCACCAUGUGACAGUGUGGUUAACAGUGAUUCCUGUCAACCUGAUAACAAUGACAUUGAAAGUGCAUCCCCCCUAGAAAAGCCGGUAGCAAAUGUCGUUGUAGAUCUGCUCAUUCAGCUGCUGCCGCUAAAUGAUGCUGUGACACACCCGGAAACUAUGAUCGCAGUUCAGCAGAAUUUGCUAGGCAUCUGCCAGCAGCUCUACUCACAUCAUGAUGGCCUCAAUAUGCUAGCAGACUACCGACUGCACAUAGCACUGGCUAGCAGCUGGAGAGAUGUGACAAGAGAGAUCGAGGAAUCAAAGACACCGACUCCAGGUGAAGAUGAAGUAGGUGGGCUACAAGAGGCUGACCAGAGUAUGAAGCAGGACUGGGCCAACCACCUGAUUGAGGGAUUGCUUAGCUUUGCAAACACACCAAAAGGCAUUGGCAUGCUGAUGGACACUAGCAUGCUGCAUAUCUGCUCUGAUUUACUCUGCUGCCAGCAUGAGGAGAGAUAUCAGAUUGGUGAAGGUGAGCACCACGAGAUGGCAGCACUGAUCACACGGCUGGCCUCGACUGCAGCUGGCUGCAGGGCUAUUGAACGGGCAGGCCUUUUCGAGUAUGCCGUAGAGCGAGUGUGGAACAGACUGGAGUGUCGACAAUCGAUCGAGGAAUUCGAGCAGGAGAAUUGCGGGGUGCUGCCAGACAGAGUCCUGCAGAGGAGUUUGCUAACUAUUGCUAGAUUUGUGAGUAUUUACCCAGCAGUGUAUGAACUCCUGGCUGGCCAGUCACUGUCUGGUUGUCAGGACUUCUUGUCAAGAAAGGUGCCCUGGACGAUACUAGAACUUGUGGAUCGCAUCGUAGUCAUAGAUAACCCAUUGAAGAUUCUCUCACUCUUUAGCUAUGAUCAGUCUCAUCUAUUUGGAUUGCGCUUGCUAAUGUUCAUGUGUUCGUCAUUAGACUGCCUUUUGCUGCUAGAGGCACAAUACAGCGUGCAGGCUGCUCUGCUAGCUGCACAGCGAGACAGUGUGCAUGAAGAAACAUCUAUGGUCAUACUGGAUGAGCUGUCCGUAAUGCGCAACCACAUCCUCGUGAAAUCUGCGACGAUCGGUGGUGCGAAUGAGAGAGUUCUUCCACCUACCUAUUGUGCUCACUCGUUGACUUUCCAACCCGGCGCAGUCGUGCAUGAGAGUAUAUACGCCUGGCCGUUACUCACUGAACUCCCAGUUCCAUCUACAUACGUAAUCGUAUCAACGAAUCAAAAACGUGACGUGAGCAAAUAUCUUGAAGGUUUAUUGACUAAUCAACGUGGUGUUUUGGACGAGCCGUCGCCAAUGUGGGUCAAGAAUUGUUCCGUUGCCUUCACGAGCAUGCUGGCUGCUGGACAUUGGUGCUCGCAGGAAAAUCUUGCUGAACUUCUAGAGAGGACCUCAUGUCAUAUGGCUAGGAGUAGAUCGCCUCUUGAGAGCCCAGCAAGUUUAGACACGAGUGACAUUGUCCAGAAAAUGUGGAGCAUAGGUGCAAAGGUGGCUGUGGAGUAUGGAAUCAGACUGGAAUUGUUACCAACAAAGAAGUCGGGUGAAUUGAAUAGAAAGAUGGAGGAAGAGCUGCUUGAGGUGUUACUGUAUUGUGAAGGCCACCUCUGGAUUAGACAACGAUUAGAAAUGGGUCUUCUCAGGUUCACGGAUGGCAACACCUAUCCUGGCUUUGAUUGGUUUGUGGCCACAGUUUUCCUACUUUUCGGUGGCGAUGGGCGGAGGAGUAGUGCCUUUAUGAAGAAUCUCGCAACACUCCCUGCAGCCACGUUUCUGUGCAUGCCUGCUGCACAUAAGUCUGCCUACCUUCCGAGAAGUGUAGCACAGAAUGGCCUACAUCCAGUUUAUUUCAUCACUGGUCACUGGGUGGAGCUGCUUUUAGCAACAGAGCUAUCAGUCGUACAUGCUGCUUUUUCAGUGAAUGGCAUCAGUGCAGCCCAGUUAUGCUAUCAUUGGAUGUCGCAAUGCUUCUGGAACUACCUAGACUGGAAAGAGAUUUGCCAGUAUAUCUCUUUGUGCUUGCUUCUGAAUAUUGAUUAUCAGGUCCACUUCUGUAUGGCCAUACUCAGACACCUACAGCCACUUGUACAGAAACACUGCUACUCUGAGGAUUUGCUACUUAUUUUACAUGAGCAACCUAUACGGGACUUCCAUGUUGAACAACACAUGAUAUUCAUGGAUGACCUGAAGGCUAAACAUGGGGACAAGAUCCUCAAGGACAUGAAUGAUACCAUGAAUAACACAGAGCACAUCUCAGCAGAAACACCUCUUGAGAUGUUGUUUGAGAAUUCCUUAACUUAAGAGCAGUUGGUAUGUACUACUCAGGAUGAUUAUUUAUUUAGUAAAUCUACCAUAAUAGCAUGAAAGCUGAAAACUAUAGUGUGAAAUAGUCAACUCUGUUUAGUGGCAUGAUGUUUUGACGUUAUUGUAUGCAAUCCUCUUUAAUAUGUCAUUUUAAUGUACAACAAGAAAGGAAUCACUUGUUUGAUUGAGUCUAACUGCUUGGUCAUACAGAUAGAUAAAUGUGGGGACAUUAUCUAGCUUCAUAUUAUAUUUUAUUCUGUGAUAUAUUCUCAGAUAGAGCCAGGGUUAUGAAAAUGAAGUUUCAUUAAUUGAAUAAAUAUUUGUAUAAAAAUCCAUAAAUAAUUAAUUGGAAAUUAUUAUAUUGUAUAUAAUUCUCUAAACUAUGAUAUUUAUUUUGAAUUGUCAUCACAUUGGUCAGUUUAGCGCUGCAACACAUGUUUCAGAAGUAAAAUAAACAAUUGUGAACACA
Molecule: messenger RNA, 4650 nt
Organism: Priapulus caudatus
Lineage: Eukaryota; Metazoa; Priapulida; Priapulimorpha; Priapulimorphida; Priapulidae
Product: protein broad-minded-like
Exons: 16
Coding region: 117-4178 (1353 amino acids)
Biological process (GO): non-motile cilium assembly
Source: RefSeq, a predicted model, not a curated record